Messenger RNA from Cylindrotheca closterium, 480 nucleotides. The record is from the annotation of a GenBank genome assembly. Lineage: Eukaryota; Bacillariophyta; Bacillariophyceae; Bacillariales; Bacillariaceae.
AUGGACGACUAUGUCAAGAACAUGUUGGAAGAUUUUCCUGUCAAGUUCAACAAGGAUUCAAAGCAGGAAACACCAGCUGGUAAUGAUUUACUGGAGGCUGGGAAAGGAAAGUUACUCAAUGCUGAGUACCGUCAAAUCUUUCAUACUACUGUUGCAAGGGAACUUUAUGUCUCUAAGAGAGCUCGUUUCGAUAUCCAUCCAACAAUUACUAUUCUUGCCUUGAGAGUUCAAGAACCUACAGAGUCUGAUUGGAAGAAGUGCGUUCGCAUGAUGCGAUAUUUGUUUUGUACAUCGUUGUAUCACCUGACACUUUCCGCAGAAUCAUUCCAAGUCAUGAAAUGGAUGAUCAAAGCAUCAUUUGUGGUGCAUCCAGAUUUCAAGAGCCAUACUGGCGGCACUCUGUCCUUUGCAGGAGGUGCAGCUCAAGUGAUGUCGAAGAAGCAAAAGCUAAACAGCAGAAGCGGAACUGAUUGCUGUUGA